Uranotaenia lowii is the source of this 362-nucleotide messenger RNA. Its product is annotated as protein FMC1 homolog. Gene Ontology annotation, cellular component: mitochondrion. Bases 1 to 315 code for a protein of 104 amino acids. NCBI's taxonomy places the organism in Eukaryota, Metazoa, Arthropoda, Insecta, Diptera, Culicidae. The transcript has a single exon. The record is from RefSeq and is a predicted model, not a curated record.
AUGGCAGCUAAAAGUGUAUCAAGCACAUUAAAACGGCUCUUAUCGGAAAUUAAAAACAUAAGUUCAGAGACGAAUUACAAAGAUUCUUUGGCGGCUCAGUACAUCAACAGCCAGUUCCGUAAAUACGAGACGACAGAACAACAGCACUGUCGGGCUCGGGAGGAGAUGAAAUUCACCGCUGAAACAUACCUAUGCUAUCUAAGCAGCGUUAGGAAACUCAAAGAACUCAACGAAACGUAUAGCGGCAAAGGCGAACGAAGUAUCCGGGAAACGGCCGAUAUGGUUGGAUUCAAACUGCCCCACGAUCCGAAAUAACUGUGAGGUAUGAUGACUUGAACAAUAUAUUAACAAUAUUAUUACUA